Molecule: messenger RNA, 1185 nt
Organism: Hyalella azteca
Lineage: Eukaryota; Metazoa; Arthropoda; Malacostraca; Amphipoda; Hyalellidae
Exons: 5
Coding region: 1-1062 (353 amino acids)
Biological process (GO): mitochondrial glycyl-tRNA aminoacylation
Cellular component (GO): cytoplasm; mitochondrion
Molecular function (GO): glycine-tRNA ligase activity
Source: RefSeq, a predicted model, not a curated record
AUGGUAGCCAGUGUGGAUGCCGACAAGGCGCUUGACAGCGCUCAAUUUAAGUCAGCCUACAGGAAGGCCACGUCCAAGGCAAGGGCGCUAUGGAACCAGCAGUGCCGCAGCAUCGUGUCAGCAGACAGCAUUCAGGACACGUUAAAGAGGAGGUUAGUAGUCCCCAACAAUACCAGAUGGAACUCUACCUACGACUCCAUUGUUGUCCUCAAUGACCUGCUGCAUAAUAAAAGUGGAGCUGUCCACCGGGUGAUGACACAGCUGAAGCUGCCGAGCUUCACUGAUUCUGAAGUCGGCUUCCUGAAGGAGUACGCUCAAGUGUUGUCCAAUGUUGCCAGGGCCUUGGAUAAGAUCCCGGGUGAGGAUCAGGCCUAUCUCGGGAGCCUUCUGCCAACUGUAGCAGCUACCAUCGUGAAGUUGACGGAGGAAAAGUCCAAAGGCCUCCUAUACUACAGUCCUCUGGUGGACGCAAUGCUGGGAGAGACAAUACAGCAGCUGGAGUCAUCAGGCGCACCCGAAACAGACGUCAAGAAAGCAGCGGCCAACCUGCGUUCUCUCAUCAAAGAGCUAGAGGACUUGACCCUGAAGCUCGACCCGCCCGAGACUUUUGACCGAGCCAAGAUGGCCGACCUGGCCAAGCGGAGGUUUUUUUAUGACAUCUCUUUUGCCAUUUAUGGUGGCAUCACAGGUCAAUAUGACUUUGGUCCGCUGGGGUGCGACCUGGUCGACCACCUGCUGGCGGAGUGGCACAAGCACUUCGUGCUCCAGGAGCACAUGCUUAAAGUGUCAUGCUCCAUCCUCACUCCGGAGCCUGUGCUCCGGGCCUCCGGGCAUGUCGACAAGUUUGCAGACUACAUGGUUAAGGAUGUGGUGACGGGCGAGUGCUACCGUCUCGACCAUCUCAUCAAACUCCACCUGGAGAAGAAGAUCUCCAGCAAGAACUUCCCUGAGGGGGAGAAGGCGGCGAUCUCCAGCCUGCUGGCCCGCCUUGAUGGUCUGGAUGUGGUGAGAAGGAGAUUAUCUCCAGCCUGCUGGCCCGCCUUGAUGGCCUGGAUGUGGUGAGAAGGAGAUUAUCUCCAGCCUGCUGGCCCGCCUUGAUGGCCUGAAUGUGGUGAGAAGGAGAUUAUCUCCAGCCUGCUGGCCCGCCUUGAUGGCCUGGAUGUGGUGAGAAGGAGAUUAUCUCCA